AUGUGGCCUCAUAAAGUAGGACUUGGAGUUCGACUAAGUUAUGGAGUUGAUGGAAAUGGUAUUUUAUCAAUAAAAUCAAAUAAUGAAAACAAUAAUAACAUUAAUGAUGACGACAAUAAUGACAAUAAUGACUGUAACGAAAUAGAACCAAUAAUGGAUUUUCCAAGACUUGAACCAAAUACACCGAACCAAUAUUACAAAUCAAAUUCCAAAAAACUACUAAGAAAUCCACUAAAUUAUUCAACAAUUGAUGAUCAGAUAUUAACUACAUCUUCUAAAGAUACAAGAAGUUUAUUAACUCCAAAUUAUAUACCUCAUCAAAUAUUAUCAUCUUAUGGUUUGGAGAGUUCAGCAAUUGAAUCGGAUUUUGCUUAUGAUCCAAUAUUUGGAGACAUUAUAAAAGCUUUUACUAUAACAAAUUCCACAAAGGAAUAUAAUGGAUUACUGUACGUCACUGGGUCUUCUUUAACUGUUUUAAAUUUUGCAAUUUUUUUUAAAGGUUCAAGUUCUGCUAGUUUGAAAUUAUCUGAACCCUAUGAGGUAGAUUUUUUGGAUAAUAUUAGACAAGUGGACAUCAAGAGUGAUAAUAAACAAUUAGUAAUUUUAGUUAGAACAAAUACUAAAAUUUACGUGUUAACUUGUCGAUUAAUUUCUGAUUCAAAGGACUCAAAAGCCAGUCCAAAUUUUGAUAUGUCAAUAAUUAAAGAAAUCAUUUCAUCAAAAUUUGGAAACUCAACAUUUGCUGACGUAUCAAUUUGUUUUAAAGAUAUCAGAAAAUUCGCAAUAGUUGAUAUCUUAGGUAAUCUAGCUGUAUGGAAAAUUAAUAAAAAUUUCACGAAAGUUCAUAAACUAAAUAAAGAUAAUUUGAAGAUGCCUAUAGUCAGCUCACAAGAUCUAUCAAAUUGGAUGAAAAUCAAUUGGUUAACAAAUUCUGGUAAAUCAAAAUCAAAAACCACAGAUCAACUUCUACUAUCUACAAGAAUCAAGACUUUUCAAUGUGAUAUGACUAACAAUACACAAACCUCACUAAUGACUUCCAAUACAUGGUCCAGAUUGAGAGACGUAUAUAUAUUGGGUGAGAAUGUUUUUUAUUUGACUUCUAAAGAGAUAAUUUGGUUCAAAUAUGAGUCGCAGAACUCAAACAUAAGUUUUGAAAGGUUAUUAUCUUGGAAGCAUUUUCUCAAUGACGAUGAUCCCUCACUUAAAUUUUCAAUAUUCGAAAUUGGGAAAGCUUUCUCGAUAAUGAUAUAUUCAGAAAUUAGUCCUACUAUUAUUGUCUAUACAUUUGGUUUUCAAAUAGAGAAACCAUUUAGUUUACAAGAUCCAUAUAUAAUACAAGGACCAGCAAGAGGUCUAAAACAACUAGUUACAAUAAAAGACGACAUACAAAAUGUACAUCUACUAGAGCUAAGUUCAAAUUUAACUUUAAGUGGAUCAAUUUUACAAUAUGGUACACCAGCAGGUAUAACAACUUCUCCCUUUCAUCAUACCACAAAGACAUUAGCCAAAGCAGCAACGAAUAUAGACAAGUCCAAACUGACAAAAUUGAAAAAAUUAUAUCAAAACUUAAUCAAAUUUCAGGGUUCUGAUUUAAGUCUGAUUGAGAUUUUACAGAAUUAUGCAUCCACAUUAUCUUCAAAAUUUGAGAAUGAAUCAUACUUCGAGAAAAUAACAUCAGAGAGUUAUAAAUCAAUGCUAGAAAUAGACAAUAGAAUUCCUUUAAAUAUAUCUGAUAUAUACGAGCUAGAUGAUAUGAUAGUUGAGCUAAAGAAUAGUACAUAUAUGGAAAACAUAGAUAUUAAAAGUCUUAUAAAUAAUGGAAUUAUUCAAAGAAAUGGGUUUUUAAAUAUUACGGAAACUCAAUCACAUAUUUACAAUAUAUACUUAUUGAUCAAAGACCUAUUUAAAGAACAGAAUAUACCAAAUUCAACAAUCAAUACUGCAAUUAUUCUAGGACUAUCACUAAUAAAAUUUGAAAAUAAGUCAAACAACAUCCACCAACAAAAUUUUGACGAGAUAAAAUCCAAUUCUUCAGAAAAAGUCCAACUUUUACUUGAUGGCUGGGAUGAAAAAGAAGAAGAACCAGAAUCACAACAACCAGAUUUAAAAACCGUAACAUCACAAUUCAAUACGUUGCCAACUUUAAAAUCAAGUCAAUCUCAAUUCACUCAACCAUUGGCAUCACAAUCUAAUCACUCACAAAGAUUGAAAAGACAUGCUUCAAAUUUAUCUCAACCUUCAAGAAAUUCACAAUUUUCUCAAUCUAGUUCUCAACAAGCUAAACGUAAAAAGAAAAAAGUUAAAGGAUUUGGUUAA
Molecule: messenger RNA, 2316 nt
Organism: Lodderomyces jiufengensis
Lineage: Eukaryota; Fungi; Ascomycota; Pichiomycetes; Serinales; Debaryomycetaceae
Exons: 1
Coding region: 1-2316 (771 amino acids)
Biological process (GO): nucleolar large rRNA transcription by RNA polymerase I
Cellular component (GO): RNA polymerase I core factor complex
Molecular function (GO): RNA polymerase I general transcription initiation factor binding; RNA polymerase I transcription regulatory region sequence-specific DNA binding
Source: RefSeq, a predicted model, not a curated record